CACACACACGCACGCACACGCACAGACAAACAGACGGAUUUCUGCAGCACCAUGAACACAUUUUGCAGCUGUGUGUUGUUUCUGUUCAUCCUGCGACUGUUUUCAGUCAGAUCAGAUGCACCGAUAAACUGCGUUUGGGCUUCAUGGUCCCUCUGGUCCCCCUGCAACCCCUGCACAAAAACACAGACUCAGAUCCGCUCUGUCGCAGUUUAUCCCCAGUUCGGUGGGUAUUCAUGUUCAGGGCCCUCACUGCGCACACAAAACUGUGAAACAACUCAAGGUUGUCCCCUAGAGGAGGGAUGUGGAAGUCGCUUCCGCUGUCAAUCUGGGCAAUGUGUCAGUCAGAGUUUGGUGUGUAAUGGUGAUCAAGACUGUCAGGAUGGAUCAGACGAAUGGAGAUGUGAGAGUCAGCAUGUGUGUAACCUACAGAUACCUCCACCAAAGAUAGAAGCCUCUGGACGCGGGUAUGAUGCGGUGAAGAAGGAGUUCAGAGAAAGUGUAAUAAACACUCAGGUGUUUGGAGGGCAGUGCAGGAAAAUCUUCAGUGGAGAUCAUCAGAAUUAUUACAGACUUCCACAGAGCACUCUGGGUUACUCCUUCCAGGUCACAGCUAAAAGUGAUUUCUCGAGUGAGUUCUAUGAAAGCGUGUGGCACUGGGUACAAAAAAUCGAGAACCGCGAGAGGACGACGGGGACGACGAGUGGACACAGAGACUACACCUCUAACGAAGAGCUGAAGAAGAUACAGUCGAAGCAGCUGGUGGAGGUCAGCAGUGAUGUAGAAGUGGCUCAGGUCCAGAACCAGCCGCCGCAGUACCUCCCCAUCUCAGAGGAGUUCUGGCGAGCUCUAUCCUCACUCCCCGUAGUGUACGACUACGCCGCCUACCGCCAGCUGCUGGAGCGCUUCGGGACACACUACGUGUCCGAGGGGACGUUAGGAGGACGGUUCAGAGCCCUGCUCUACUUCAGCCGAGACUUUAUUGAGAGCAAAAAACACGAGGUGUGGGAUUUUCACGAGUGUGUUAAGGAGACACACACCGUCUUCUUCUUUAUCACCUGGACGACAGAAAAGUGCAAGUCUUACUUUGAUGAAGUAAAAAAUGGAUUCCAGAGCGACAGCCUAAAGAACCUGAAGCGUGUGAACACCAUGGGAGGAGACACGGGAUACAUCGCCGUACUCAACACACUGGACGUUAAUAGAGCAGCAGAGAACUUAAACGCGUUCUCUAAGUGGGCCGGGUCUGUGAAGAACUUUCCUGUUCUCAUCAACUUCAAGACCCAGCCGGUGUAUGGGUUGGUGAAGGAGGUGUCGUGUUCUGAAGUGAAGAAGCUCUACCUGAAGCGAGCGACAGAAGCGUACCUGCGGGAGAGAGACUCGUGUCACUGCAGCCCCUGCAAGAAUAACGGCCUUGUUGUGCUGAAGGACGGAGUGUGUGCGUGUGUGUGUAAACUGGGAACGGAGGGAUCUGCGUGUGAGUCUGGAGCACCGGUGAAUGAACAAGCAGGUGUGAUCGAUGGAGGUUGGUCCUGCUGGUCCGAGUGGAGCUCCUGUUCCGCAGGUCGUCGCAGUCGGACUCGAUCCUGCACACGUCCUGAACCACGGAACGGGAAACAGUGUGUGGGGAACGGAGAGGAACCGAGCAUCUGUGAGGAGGAGCAGGAGCUGGAAUACCUCCGGACGAUUCAGCCUCACUGCUUCGAUCAGAGUCUGGAGAAAAAAAAGAGCUGCAAAAAUCCUCCUGCUCUACACAACGGCUUUGUACUGGACCCCAGGGACUUUUAUAUCAUUGGGAAUAGAAUCGAGUAUUCGUGCAUUGAUGGUUAUCACCUGGUUGGAGAUCCCAUCGCUGAAUGUACAGAGGAUGAAACCUGGAGGAAAUCCACAAUGGAGUGCAAACGUACGACAUGUGAUCCUCCUGCCCUCUCCCUCGGUGUGAGUCCCAGUCUGUGGAAAACGAGUUAUAAGAUCGGAGAGUCUGUGAUGCUGAAGUGUGCAGACGGGAGAGAGAGAAUCGGCCCGGAGGAGAUUCUGUGUAACGCAGGACUGUCCUGGUCACCUGAACCCAAAAACACCAAAUGUGCUACCGUAGUGACUGAACCUCCAACUCGAUUGCAGUGUGAGCCGUGGGAGAACAAGGCAGAAAACAAAUGUGUUUGUAAAGUUCCCUAUCAGUGCGAGCCAUCCCUUGAGGUGUGUGUAAACAAUAAAGUGCGAAGUCUGUUCAGCAGACAGAGUGUGUGUAAAGCUCGAGCUCUGCAGUGUUUGGGUCACCAGCUUACAGUAGCUGAACACAGCGCCUGCCAGUGGCCAGGGUCUGACCCUGCAGUGUGUCCUCAGUGCUCUCUCUGGACUACGUGUGAUGAACAAACAAACAUGUGUCACUGCAAAACUUUGGACGAGUGUGUUGCAUCAUCUCGCUGGAUCAACAUAUGUGUACGUGUUACUAAAGACUCUGAGGUGUCCACGGUAACGGAGUGCGAGGUUGGGGUGCGACGUUGCAAAGGAGAAACUCCUCAAAUUAUUAAACUGCAAGCCUGUGAGGUGUAAACUCAUCAAUAUUCAUUAAAGCCUUCUUUAAUGAACCACAUCUUCAUCUCUGUUUCACAUAUAACUAAUCACUGAAAAACUAAAAGUGUAUUUAAAUGUUGAACUGUUUUUUGUUUGUUUUAAUGUAUUUACUGCACACUACAGAUAAAGAAAGAAAUCAUCAUCUCUACUUAUCACCUUAAUGAAUGACUUCAUUUAUAGGGAAUGAAAACCUGAGCCUUUAAUACUGUGUCUAAUGCAUAGUGAAUGUAUACAGACUAGUGUUUUAUAUACUGUAGCGAGUUCAUUUCAAUAGUGACUUCUCUUCUCUUGGUUUUUUUCCAAAACCAACAAAUUUAGACCUUCAUAAAGAAGGUCUAAAUUUAUGAAAAAGGUAAAUAAAAUAUGGUGAUAAUAAUGGAGUAUCAAUAUUGUUGUUACUUUUUAUUACGAAUGCUCUGUAACAUUUUUGGAUUAAAUAACACUUGAC
Molecule: messenger RNA, 3016 nt
Organism: Clarias gariepinus (North African catfish)
Lineage: Eukaryota; Metazoa; Chordata; Actinopteri; Siluriformes; Clariidae
Gene: c7a
Product: complement component 7a
Exons: 18
Coding region: 52-2547 (831 amino acids)
Biological process (GO): immune response
Cellular component (GO): membrane attack complex
Molecular function (GO): protein binding
Source: RefSeq, a predicted model, not a curated record